GUUAGGACCGGAAAUGUUGUCAUGAUAAACAACAUUGGUUCCCUGUUCGCACGUGCAGAAGUUUCAGAGAAGCACGCGACUUUAUGACUGUCAAUUGUGGCAUCCUAUCACAGUACCACGCUGGAAUUCACUGAGCUCCUGAGAGCGACCCGUUCCUUCACAGAUGUUUGUAGAAACCGUCUGCAUGCCUCGCUGCUGGGUUUUUAUACAGCUGUGGCCAUGGCAGUGAUUGGAACACCUGGUUUCAGUUAUUUGGAUGCAGGUUUACGUUUUCUUUGUCGUCAUGGCCGACGUGUUCAGCAGCAGCUCGGAAACCGUCAUUCAGCGAUCUGUCGACAUUCCACUGAAGGGAAACACUCCACAGGAAAAUCUGGAAGAGUUUUAUCAGCUCAAGAAGAUCAGCCAGUUCAUAAGUGAACACGGAUUUAAAAAGGUUGCUCUUCAGUUUCCUGAUGAGCUGCUGGUUGAUGCCGUGGCCGUAGCAGAAGAGCUUCAGAGAAACACUAACGUCAAGACUUAUAUUUUAGGAGAUACGUCUUACGGCAGCUGCUGCGUGGAUGAGGUUGCGGCCGAACAUGUCGGCGCUGACUGCAUCGUCCACUUUGGCGCCGCCUGUCUGAGUCCAUCCACACGGCUGCCACUGUUCUUCGUCUUUGAGAAAAGACCGUUGGACGUGGAGGCGUGUGCGUCCAGCUUCAGAGAGCUUCAUCAAGAUACGCAGAGUCACGUCAUCGUCCUGUACGACGUCAACUACCAGCACGCCAUCAAUGACCUCUUGGCGCUCCUGUCUCCAGAGUAUCCUAACCUGGUUGCCUCGGAGCUUCUAGUGGAGGGAGGGCGGUGUUACAGUCACGGUCGGAUGGAAGGACUGAACGGAGAAAGAGACCAGGAAGAAAACUGCCAGGUGAUACAUCAGUUUGGAAGACGGAUCUGUCUGAAAGCCGGUCUGAGUGUCGUAGAUUACCGGAUGUUCUACGUCGGCCAGGAAGGAGCUACGUUACGGAACUUCAUGAUUACGUGGAACCGCUGCAUGUUCUGCUCCUAUGAUCCCGUUUCCAUGACAGCAAGGACAGAGUCGGUCAUCAUCAACCGAGCGCUGAUGAAGCGAUAUUACGCCAUAGAACGGGCCAAAGACGCCGCCGUGGUCGGCAUCCUCGUCGGGACCCUGGGCGUAGCCGACUACCUCGGCAUCAUCCAGCAGCUGAAGGAGACGAUCCACGGAGCCGGGAAGAAGAGCUAUGUGUUCGCCAUGGGGAAGCUCAACGUUCCCAAGCUGGCAAACUUUCUGGAGAUCGACAUCUUUGUGCUGAUUGCAUGUCCAGAAAACUCGCUGCUGGACUCCAGUGAGUUCUACAAACCUGUCGUGACGCCGUUUGAGAUGGAUGUGGCCUGCAAUAAGAACAGGGAAUGGUCCGAGGAAUACGUCACAGAUUUCCGACAUCUCCUGCCAGGUGGGCGGAGCCACGUUCCUCCAUCUGAUCAGCAGGAUGGUGACGAAGCAGAUGUCUCAUUGAUCACCGGAUCUCUGCGGAACCAGAACCUGAGGAGCAGGGAUCCUGUAGAGUCCUCGUUCGGGUCGUCAGUGGUUCUGAGGAACCAGACUUUGACCGUGUCCAACCCAAACUCAGCUGCAUCUUUCCUGGCUGGUCGGAGCUGGCGUGGCUUAGAGCCGAAGCUGGGAGAGACAGCCGUGAUGAAGGCCGUGGAGGGGAGGCGGGGCAUCGCCAUCGCUUACGAAGAGGAGGGAACGUCUUCCUGAUUCACCACAAAGUCUCCACAUUUCAUCAAAUACAAUAAACCUUUAAUCAGCUGAAAUUGUUAUUUUCAUCAUCAUUAUCAUCAUCAUCAUCAUCUAUAAAGUUUUUACGUGGAAGGCAGUUCUUUCUGUUCCUGAUGAUUUGGAUUUACAACCUCGUCUGAGACAACAUACAGCACAGGCCGUUUACAUCACAGGAACUUCUUCCACAAAGGAUGCAGGAAAUAUACCAGUAUUCCCAUCACAGUGGCCUUCCAACCAGUCCUGGUUAACUGGAAAAAGAAGACACAUCCUUAGUAAACAGAAUUUUAUUUUCCAGAUGUUCUGAACGACUGGACGGAGUCUCACCUCUAGAGAGCAGCGUGAUGGUUGCCCCCUGGUCAAAGUUCAGGUCUUCAGGGUUGGAGGACUGGUAGGAGUGGAGGGCCACAAGACGGAUCUCAUCCUGGGGUUCUUCAUCGCUCAGCUGAAAUUAAAUUUUCAUUUUAAGAUUAAAUUUGUACGGAAAAGUUCAACUAAAAUGUUUCUGACUUCAGGACUUUUUACUCGAACGAAGGAGGUUUCAAACGGAACGGAAGUAUCCGGUCGGAUCCGGACCAGGAUGGCUGUCCAGCCGAGUUACCGUGGUAACUAGUGCUGGUGAACCGGUCUGAUCCAGGUCAUGAUAAAACAUGGUUCCUUAAGAUGAAUUUGAUUUUGAAGAACUUUCGUGUCACACCAAGGCAGGAAAUGUGUCUUUGACUGGCAAUAAAAACACACGAGUCGGUACACACAACAUUUACUAUAAUACAAAGUUAAUCGUGCAAACACACAUCAGACACAGAAACACAACUAGCCAUCCACCCGCUGCCAUCCACCUGCAGCCUGCACUCUGAUGUGUUAGCUACUGUAAUUUGUUGACCACAGUAACCACGUUGGGAAUAAAAUAACUCAUGAAUCUUUUUCUUUACCAAAGAUGCUCUAUAGCACCACCCUGAGGGGAGUAACGCAAACUCGUAGUGGGGGUGUGUUAUAUCUCUAGUUAGUGAUAGGGAUUUCCUUCGGACGGCAGAGCUGUAAAGUUCAUCAAAGGUCUUUGUUAACAGCCAGAAUCUUUCCCGCCGUCUUCACCACCCUGUUCACUUUGUUCCUGUUUAUUAGUCAGAUGUCCAAGCCACACCGAGAUGUUAAAAACAAGGAUGCUGUAAAUAAGACGCACAUACACCUUUCGUAAAAUAUCAGUAGUGACCUCAGGUUCUUUUAGCCUCCUCCAUUCUCUGGCUUUCUUACAUAUUUCAUCUGAGUUGUUAGUGAAGCUCAGCUGAUUACCUCUGCGUGUUUCCAGAUAUUUGAAGCGCUGGACUGUACCAUGGGAUGGGAACGUGUUUGAUUUUUGAUUAACAUGCCUUUCACCCUGCUGACCUCAUGUAAUCAGAUUAUAUUCAAUCUAUUGAAACCAGAUCACUGUAUUUCAUUGUUUCUAAAAUAAAAAAAAAACCUUAAAAUUGCUUAAGUAAAAGAUUAUAUGCAACAAGUUGCAAAUAGAAGUAAAGUCUGGAUGACCCCCACCCGUGGGUGGGUGUGCUGGGAGCCGAGACAAGUCAGAUUGAUUUCAGUAACUCGCCCUAAUGGAAGAUAUUUAUAUUUCAUUUUUCACAUACAGACACAUUUUAUGUCGUCAGACAUAUUAUUAUUAUUUUAUAUAAAAUGUUAGUAUCUUUUAUUGAAUUUAAUUUAAUAAAGGAUGAUUAUUAAUCUC
Melanotaenia boesemani (Boeseman's rainbowfish) is the source of this 3494-nucleotide messenger RNA. It is a transcript of the gene dph2, whose product is annotated as diphthamide biosynthesis 2. Gene Ontology annotation, biological process: protein histidyl modification to diphthamide. The coding region runs from base 257 to 1759 and encodes 500 amino acids. The record is from RefSeq and is a predicted model, not a curated record. The transcript is spliced from 8 exons. NCBI's taxonomy places the organism in Eukaryota, Metazoa, Chordata, Actinopteri, Atheriniformes, Melanotaeniidae. Gene Ontology annotation, molecular function: 2-(3-amino-3-carboxypropyl)histidine synthase activity.